Molecule: messenger RNA, 510 nt
Organism: Verticillium dahliae VdLs.17
Lineage: Eukaryota; Fungi; Ascomycota; Sordariomycetes; Glomerellales; Plectosphaerellaceae
Exons: 2
Coding region: 1-510 (169 amino acids)
Source: RefSeq, a predicted model, not a curated record
AUGGAUCCAUCACCACGUAGCACCGGCUCAUACUACAUCGGCACUCUGGCCUUCAUCAAGGCAUACGCCGAAGCCAACUUCGAGUCCCCGACCUGGACCGUCAAAAUGAAGCGCACCCGCGACCCUGAACAAUCAGAGGCAGCAGAGGACGACGCUGGCCAUGUCAACGUCGACGUUCCUCGUAUCAAAAGUCCACUACAGAUCACCGUGGAUUCGACUGUUUAUCGAUUCUGGCGCAUGCGCACGGCAGGGCCACCGGCGUGUCCGGAGCCAGGUUUCUUCAUGGCUCGAAGGCCGCCAUUCCAUGCAUGGCUGAAUGAUAGAGCGCGCACCUCCUACGAAAGAACAAAGCUGCCAGUGAGGCUCAGGGAGAUCAUGAAGUUGAACGACAGCGGAAAGGCGCCCAGGGCACUACACGUCGAGGCGUCGCCGGAUUGUCCCGCAGAUGAAAAAGAUGCCAAGAACGAGGGUCAAGCCGCCCAUGCGGAGAGCCCAUCGCCUGGGAUUUAA